AUGGAUAUUCCAGAGGACAAACGAGACGGUACCCCUGAAGGCCUCAAGAAUGCCCUCUAUCCCCAUCAGGCCCUCGCGCUGUCGUGGAUGAAACAGAUGGAAGAGGGGACCAACAAGGGUGGCAUAUUGGCCGAUGAUAUGGGUCUUGGCAAGACUAUAUCAACAUUGGCUCUGAUACUGUCAAGACCGGCCAAAUCGCGCCCCAAGACAAACCUGAUUGUCGGCCCGGUGGCCUUGAUUCGACAGUGGGAAGAGGAAAUUCAUAAGAAGACCAAACUCUCUCACAAAUUGUCCGUCUUUGUAUACCACAACACGAAAGCCACGAUCGAUCACAUGCUCCAGCACGACGUUGUGCUGACCACUUAUGGCACCCUCGCCCAAGAGAUGAAACGCCUGGACGCUUUCUUGGAGAGCAAUGCAGGUCGUAACAUCGACUUCAACGACAAAGGCAUCGCAACAAAGUUUCCGCUCCUGAACCCGAGAAAGUCCAAGUUCUACCGCGUCAUUCUCGACGAGGCGCAGUGCAUCAAAAACCGCAACACCAAGACUGCCAAAGCGUGUCAUCGACUGAACGCCGUGCAUAGGUGGUGCCUCUCCGGAACCCCCAUGAUGAAUGGUGUCCUGGAAAUCUUUUCCUUGGUUCAUUUCCUUCGCAUAAAGCCGUACUGCAUCUGGGAUAACUUUAGGAGGGAUUUUAGUCCACUCUUUAACAAAAAUAGUGCGACGGACGGUGUCGCCAUGCACAGGUUCCGCGCUCUCCUCAAAGCAAUCAUGCUUCGUCGGAAAAAGGACUCUCAACUGGAUGGGAAGCCUAUUCUGGUGCUGCCUGCCAAGACAGAACACGUCAUCUACGCCGACCUCUCCCAAGACGAACGUGACUACUACGAUCAACUUGAGAAAGCCUCCAGGGUCACGUUCAACAAGUAUCUACGCGAGGGCAGUGUCGGCAAAAACUACUCCAGCAUUCUGGUUCUUUUGCUACGCCUCCGUCAGGCAUGCUGCCACCCUCAUCUCAAUCUCGACGUCGAAGAUACCCCGCCCAACGUUACCAGCGAAGAGCUGCUCGACCUGGUCAAGAAGCUGGAUGCGGCCAUAGUUGUCAGAAUCAGGGCGGCCGACGCUUUCGAAUGCCCUAUAUGCUAUGAUGCCGUCCAAUCACCCACGUUCUUCAUUCCCUGUGGCCACGACACCUGCCAGCAAUGCUUGACGCGACUGGUGGACAGUGCAGCGGCGGCAAAUCUUCAGCAAGGUGUCGAGGGCGCCGCAACGGCUAAGUGCCCCGUGUGCCGUGGCUCGUUCGAUCCCAAGAAAUGCUUCAGUUAUGAGACGUUUCAGCAGGUGCACAUGCCGGAGCGUAAGAUGACUGAAAUCAAGCCCUCCAUGCUCAGGGCCCUUCGACACGAUGCAUCCAAGAGUCAAGCCGCAUAUAAAAAAUACAUGGGCUACUUGCGAAAGACGUGGCUACCUGCUGCCAAGGUUUCGGAGUGCAUGAAGCUCCUCCAGGAGAUAUACAAGACUGGAGAAAAGACGAUAGUGUUCUCUCAGUGGACUCUCCUGCUGGAUCUGCUCGAAGUGGCCAUGUGGCAUGACCAGUAUCCGGGAAAGAUGAGGCGGUACGACGGAAGCAUGUCUGCUGAGCACAGGUUCCAAGCAGCCGCGGACUUUCGCGAUAAGAAGGAUGUCAAGGUCAUGCUGGUGUCUUUGCGAGCGGGCAAUGCGGGACUCAACCUCACUGCGGCAUCUCGCGUCGUCAUCAUGGAUCCGUUCUGGAACCCAUACAUUGAGAUGCAGGCCGUUGAUCGUGCGUACCGCAUUGGCCAGAUGAAGGAGGUUAUGGUGUAUCGGAUCCUGACCAAGGAGACGGUUGAGGACCGAAUUGUCGAGCUUCAGGAUCGGAAGAAGGCUAUGGUGGAGUCGGCGCUGGACGAGACCGAGAGCAUGAAGAUUGGCAGGUUGGGUGUAAACGACCUCAAGUUCCUCUUUACUGGUCGCUGA
Molecule: messenger RNA, 1995 nt
Organism: Trichoderma citrinoviride
Lineage: Eukaryota; Fungi; Ascomycota; Sordariomycetes; Hypocreales; Hypocreaceae
Exons: 3
Coding region: 1-1995 (664 amino acids)
Cellular component (GO): cytoplasm
Molecular function (GO): ATP binding; ATP-dependent chromatin remodeler activity
Source: RefSeq, a predicted model, not a curated record